Messenger RNA from Anopheles stephensi (Asian malaria mosquito), 8363 nucleotides. Its product is annotated as LIM/homeobox protein Lhx9-like. Gene Ontology annotation, biological process: regulation of transcription by RNA polymerase II; neuron differentiation. The coding region runs from base 461 to 1621 and encodes 386 amino acids. NCBI's taxonomy places the organism in Eukaryota, Metazoa, Arthropoda, Insecta, Diptera, Culicidae. The transcript has 7 exons. The record is from RefSeq and is a predicted model, not a curated record. Gene Ontology annotation, cellular component: nucleus. Gene Ontology annotation, molecular function: DNA-binding transcription factor activity, RNA polymerase II-specific; RNA polymerase II transcription regulatory region sequence-specific DNA binding.
CCAGCUACGAACGCAGAAGCAGAAGGGAAAAACUCCGAGCUCCCCAAACGCUGGCGGAGAAAAACUUACCCCGAAUAGCAUUGUUUUCUCUGCCAGCGUAUGGAGAUGAGCCGUGUAGCAACGCCGGAGUCUCGCCGGAGCCGGGGAUUUUUCUGUGAUAAGUUCGCAAACCGUACCAGUCGCCAGUAAAGAGAAGUGACGCGCAGUUCCGCUCGCUCAACGCAGCUGCGUUUGAACGGAAAAAACCCCGCAAAUGACCUACAUUACGCGUAUUUCCCGUCUGCAUGCGGUAAUUAAUCAACGAAUAUAACCGACGAAACUGUGUGUGUGUGCAUGUGCUUGUGAUAAUUAAAAGCAACCGUUCCGAGACGGGUGUGAAACGUGUGAAGCCGACCAACGCAUCCAAGAAAGUGACAAAACCAAAGCGGAAGUGCAUACACCGUGCUCAACCGAUCGAAUCAUGCUGAAGGACCUGAUCGCCGCCGAAGCGGUGGCGCCGGAAAAAUGUGCCGGAUGUGGCAUUUCCAUCCGAGACCGAUACUACCUCCUCGUGGCGGACCGUGCCUGGCACAACCAAUGCUUACGGUGCUGCAAGUGUCUACACAACCUGGAAGCGGAACUGAGCUGCUACUCGCGUGAAGGAAACAUUUACUGCAAGGACGACUACUACAGGCAUUUUUCGGUGCGAAGAUGUGCUCGUUGUGGGAACGGCAUCAGCGCCUCCGAUUUGGUGAUGCGAGCCAAGGACCUCAUCUUUCAUGUCAACUGCUUUUCCUGCCUCGUCUGCGGACAGUUGCUGCGCGGUGGUGACACGGCCGGCAUACGAGAGGGUCGUGUGUUUUGUGGCGAUCAUUACGAGUCGGAGGUGUUAAGUGAACCCGAAACCAUUUCACCGCAGUUUUUCCCCGUAACGACGGCCGGCGGCAUGGCGGUACAAACGUCGCAGAAAGGACGACCGAGGAAGCGAAAACUUGCCACCCCGCAGCCACCGGGCCUGCUAGACCCUACCGGCGGCUCACAGCAUCCCACCACCUGCCCGUCGCUACAGUCGACGCCAACGCAACCGCAGCCACCUCAACUGCAGACACAACAAACGACACCACCGCAGCCGCUCGAGGCACUCGAUGCUGGUACGCCUCUGCGUUUAGAUCUUCUGCACAAGGAGCUGAGCGUCAACAGUUUGGAUCUGUCCACGUACGACGGUAGCCAGUCGCCCGGUUCUGGCGGUGCGCUUACGCCGAACUGUCGCACCAAGCGCAUGCGCACCUCGUUCAAGCACCAUCAGCUGCGCACGAUGAAGUCGUACUUUGCCAUCAAUCAGAACCCGGACGCGAAGGACCUGAAGCAGCUGGCACAGAAGACGGGCCUGUCCAAGCGGGUGCUGCAGGUGUGGUUUCAAAAUGCUCGCGCGAAAUGGCGCCGUAACGUGAUGCGGCAGGACGUGGGCAUGGGCAAUCCGGGCCAAACGCUCGGCGGUCUGCCAUCGAUCGGUGCCGUCACCCUUCACCACCACAGUGCCAACGGCCCAAACGGACCGAACGAUCCGGGCAGCAUCGGUGACCUUUCGUCGACGCAGGUCCUCGAGGAGAUGCACAACAUGACGUUCGCCGAGCUGUACUGACACAAUCUGAUGAUCAAAAACAUGAUCCUGUCGAAUGUGAUAAAGCUGUCGCGCAAUCAAUCGCCGGCCGGUUCGGGGCAGCCGGUUGAGAAUACGGUUGACCAUGGCUCGUUUCGACCCCAACUCGAUCACAACCGCACCGGAGGAGAGGAAGCUGUUCCGGGGCACAGUAUCGGUCUGCUGGAUGAUGGAGAUCCCGGUGGACCUUUGCUGGACGAGAUGACCCUUGAAGCUGCAUCCGACGCCGGUGGCUGGACACCGAUGGGAUGUCUCGAUGGUACGAGCUGCACUUCUCUGCUGGCAGACGAGGCGUACGAAGGAGAAAUGCCGCACGGCAAAACACAAAUGCGCGAUUGUAAUUAGUAAAGUGUUACGUAGGAUAAGCGUGUCGUAGCGUUCUCUAAACCUCUUCGCCCAGUCUCGCUCGCCACAUCGCUCGCCUUAGCGCUCGGCCGGGAGGCGGCUUUGUCGCCUCGUUAACCACCGUCAAAUGGGGCCACGAGAAUGGCAAUUUUGUAGCCACACACACCACCAGUAGAAGUCCAGCAAGUGGCUUACUGUUUGCAUUUGCUGUUCAGCGCUAAUUGGUCCCUUGGGAGGCGAUAUAUAGCAUCAGCGACACCGUGCAUAGUCAUCAUCACCAUCACCAUCAUUAUUAUUAUCGCCAACUUCACACCAGCAUCGUAAAAAAAUAAUGCUUUUUCAACGCGAUAGCAAGCCAAUGGUAGCGUAAAUUGCAGCCUGAUGCAUCGGACAAUUUGCCAACCAAAGUGCUCCACGGUUAACUGUGACGCGUGGCAGGUGUUGAAAGGUAUAUUUGGGUGAGCGUGCCAUACGGCCAUCAGUCGGCCCGAUUUCGUAAUGAAAAGCAAACGCUCCGAACAGCACACAAUGUGCAAGUGAAAAUUUGCACUCGUUUCCUUAUUUUUUUCCUGUAAAAUUUUCCUUCCCAUCUAGAACUAAACGUUCCGUUCGGCAAACCCCACUCAACCAACUGGCGUGGAUGAGAUGGUAAAUGUGUUCCGCUCGUUACGCGCUCCCCCGCUCUACCCACCCAACCUCUGUACCAAACCAUGUAAUCAUACCGAUGGUAGUGCGCUCUGCCCUGGGUCGUCAGACUUGCAAUUAAUUAAUACGAUAAACCAACAAACGAUUAGUGGCGAAAGUGUGAAUAUGCUGCCGCGAAUAAACCGGGCCGGGUAGGGGUCGUCGUCAUUAAAGGGUGGAGUGCAACCCCAUCCAACUGUUUCAGCCUGUGCGAAACAAAAUGGCUUCCCCGCACCCUUCUUGAGGCCGAUCGAGAGCAAGAACGCAAAUCGUAAUUGAUUUAAUAGUAGCCUUUUCGGCCCCGCGUAGAACAAACACGUGUACAAACAAUGUUUCAUUAUUUUGCUACCGCUUAUUGCGCAGACACACUCACACACACAGAAUUUCCAGUAAGAAGGUCAAUUGGGAUGGUACGGAUGAAAGCGCCAGGAAACGGGAUGGAUGUUUUAUGUUAAUUGGAAAAAAAGCGCUACAAACGACAAAACACAGCUCUUGUGGUUGAAAUUAAAUUGGGUGCAAAACGGUACUAAACGGUGUUGUUUUCUGCCUGACAUCAAACUGACUCAGCGCAAAAGAGAAAGAGAGAGAGAAGGAGAGGAAAUUGAUUAGCAAUUUUUCCCAUUUAUUGCCAAUUUUUAACACCGUUGUCAUCCACGCGUUUAUCCACAUAAGCACAAAAGACUUCUACGCGUCUGCAAGCGACGAACCGGCGUGCGAUAUAAUUAAACGAUCAACCUCCACCUCUCUUUACCUUUUUGCCCUCUUUUUAAACCACACCACAAGACUGCUUCCUCUAUGCCCGUGUUCCCGAAGGAAAGGAUAAUGUUUAAUCAAUGGAAGAAAACACCGAAAACUUACUGAUCGUUUGCAACCGCGGUUGACAAAUGCGCACCGUUCGCAGCAGACCCACGGUUGGUAGUACAAAUUGGUGGUACAAAUUAAUUUACCCAUGCACAAGCGCGCAAUUGCACUAGCUGCGCGCUCGAUUUGUCGAUUGUUUCUUGCGGGCUAACGGUUGUGCAUCGAUGGUGGUCGCAUCCCGUACAUCAAGCUGCACCAAUUACAAUAAGUUCGUACUGCAGCACCCCCGAGAGCGUCCGCAAUAUUCUCCAUCUCGAGGAGGGGUUAAUUAUUUUGCUUCAAUACUAAGACUUCCCUCUACUCCCCACACAGCAGGACGCGGAAUGACACGGUGUAGCAUUAAUGAACCGGUACACGAGUUGCAACGUCCCUCCCCCCAGCGAGAGCCUGACGAGCUACCCCUAUUUUCUUGGUGCGAUUUGAAAAGUGUAUUAAUGAUAUUCAUUACGCCGGCCGCGAACCGAACUCGCGAUCGCGACUCAAAAACAAACAAACUGUAGCUCAUUCGGACAUGAUCGCUUUGCCCAGCCUGACCCCCGGGUGUGCAGCCAGAUACAAAUCUUAUUAUCCAAUUAAAGGCCAAUUAUCGAAAACAACCACCAACGAACGGAUGGGGUUGUUCAGGGAGGGAACGGGUUUCGCGGUUGCACACGGUCGGACAAAGUGUGAAUAAUGUCGUCCCGCUGCAUGGAUUGAGAUGCAAAAUCACGGUGACAGCGACAGUAGCCCCUGGUGCUGUGUUGUGCACCGUGAGCACCGCGAUCGUUGCUGAUGGAACUUUAAGGGUCUUUCUAUGGGGAGAAGGGCUUCACACUAUCGUCGUGGUUGACAGGUGCAGCAGAAAUUGUUGCUGCUGUUUUGCAUUUGCACGUCUCGAAGCACUUUCUUCGUCUGUCUUUGCUUAGCGUGGCUGAGCAACAGAAGCCGGUUGGUGUAUGAUUAAUGAUCGUAUUAGAAGUCACGAUUGGGACACGAUUAGACGACACUAAGUGAAGGAGUUUAAAAGGUAAUCCGACAGCAUAGUUGUUGCAAAGAAAGGCCGAUUUUGGUCCUUUUACUGAUUACGAUAAGGAACAAUUUUUAAAUGCUGGGAUGAAUCAUGUCGAUACUUCCGGCAAUUAUUGGGUCUACAAGUAAGUUUUUAGUGUUUUAUUAAUUAUUCUUUUUUUUAACUAUACUUGAAUUGAGCAGAGUAUUGUCAUUAAUUUUAUUUAUUUUAAACCUAAAGAUCAAUACAAUUUGGAUAUGCUGUUUGCUCUUCAUGGAGCAGAAUGUAUUGAAUACUCUACGUUUGAUGAGUUUCACGCUCAAGGUAAGAUGAGCUACAAAGAGUUGAAGAUUUUUAAAUACGAGGGAUUGUUGGCAUCAUUAGCGAUUGCUGCAUCAGAAUCCGUGACAAACGCAAAAAGGGUUUGCUGCAUCCCUGAACGUGACAGAAUAAAAUGUUUUCUGAUGGAUGAAAGAACUGGAAAUCAUCUAAUAAGUUGAAAAUGAAGUUCCGGUGCAAUUGAGGCCUAGAGGCAUCGUUUCGUACUUGGUGACGAAAACCAUAUCUUUUGAGAUGUUAAUAUUUAAGAUAUUUAGGAUGACACUCGAUGAAAGUUGUACUUCACGCAGUGGUUUAUAUUUGGAGGCCCCGAGCGGAACUGGAGUUGAAGCCCCUCUAAUUGUGAUAUAAGAGAAAAAUGACAGGAUUUCCCUCACCGACAAAUCCCCCCAUUUCGACGAGGCUUCUUGGUUGAUCUGUCACUGACUUCACGUAUGCUGCACAUGGAUGAUCAGAGAGACGUUAUGCACCACGAACUGCUUCUGAUCGCACAAUUCAUCUCAGACCAGAAAUGAUCGCUGGAUACGAGUCAUCACGUCCAUGACGGGUAAAAAAUCUAUCCUGAAAUAAGUGGAUGAGUUUCACCCGCCAGACUUGGCGAUCAUCCAGACAUAGUUUCAUCCGACCACCACUAGCUCUAAUUGAUGCUGUAUGCUCUUAACGGAAUACCUUUAAUGGAGCAACUCUCAAAAUGAAACAUUUUUUCCUAUAAAUGAUGUAGCUAAAUAAUGUCUCAAACUUCGAGCAGAGAACAGCUGUAAAUUCUCUUGAAGAGCCGCUAUCAUCGAUAUGAAUUGCAUGCAAUUGCGAUAAAUGUAACAAUCUCCUUACUUUUCCAUCUCAUGUUUUCUCUUUCCCGACUGAUGCCACUAAACAAACUCUCAAGAUAAAUCGCUGUUAAAGCGGAUGCAUUACCAAGCACAAAAUCAAUGUCAUCAUCAUAUUCCAUAACGAUGACAAUUAUCGUUGAUUGCAUAUUUACUCCCUGCGGUAUUAGGCGUCGCACACCGAAAACAAAAGCAAAACACCUCUAAAGCACCUAUAAUUUCAUGUAAAUUCUUUCCUCGUUUUCCACGUCCCUCAUACUUUCCCCCCUUCCUCACCUUCCAGCGAACCGGACUCCGUGUCAAACAAAUGCAAUCGAUUGCAUUAACAUUUUUCGAAUAAAAUACGCAAAUUAUAGCUUGUUUAAUGGGGAGAGUUCACCAUUCCGUACGUCAGCUCAUUCCGACAGCUUUAACCUGUUACCAUUCGCCCUUACCGUACAGAAUCCCUCUCAAACGAAUAGUUUGCCAAAUAGCCGACACCGAUAAAAUGGCUUAUUUUAUGUAGCAUCCAUACUGAAGUGCACCGAGGGUUGUUGGGUAGCAGCGAUAAAGCGAUCGUUUAAUUCGUGUCCGGGAGAUUCCCUCGUCCGUUGUUCAGACUUAUCCUGGAGGAUGGAUGGAUGGGUACCGAGAUCGUGUGGGCACGGGCGACAUGCGUCACCGUUAAUCAGUUGUGCGAGCAGCCAGCCGCAGCACGGGACACGCGUCCCGGUGGAAUCUGAACGGAGGUUGGUUGGUAUCCUGCACAACACGGUCAGCAUAAUUACUGAUCCGAAAGGCGUGUGUAGAAUGCACUGGGAUGCGAUCAUGCGUUGUAUAAUCUCGGCAAACAGUACGUGAUGCUGCUGUCUGACUCUCGGGGCUCGAAGUAAAAGGGCAGAUGGCGGAGAUGCGAGCAAAACAUGUGCGCUAUGACCAAUCGAGAGUUGGAUGAGGACGAAUAUACCAAAUGUGAAAAAUGUGAAGACGUUGUAGAUAAGAAAACUAAAACCGAUCAUAUAGAGAACCUCAGCGAUGUAGCAGUUAGUACAUGGUGUAGCCUUCAGGUAUUGUGCGUAGUGUAUUUAGUGUGAAUAUUUAUGUGAUUAGUAGCACCAGCAUUAGGAGCAGGAGAAGGAAAAGCAAAUCAAAAGUAGAUCUUUAGAGUGUUGAUGAGGGCUGGUGCCAGUGUUUGUAUCUGUGUAUCUCCCGCACAGCAAGAACCUCACGCAAGCAUUCACGCCACAGAAUCUCGAUCAGCUGUAGAUUGUACAUUGUAGUCAAUAAUAAAGUAACAAGACUUAAACACAUAACACUCCCAGGCCAUUGUUUUGCUAUUUUUCCGAUGACAAUUGAUUUCGUGGAAGGUUCCUUCACUCCUGGCCACGCUCAACAAGAUUGCUACAUUUCCCAGUAAAAAAAAAGAUACAACCAACACGAUAAGCGAAGGUGCAGAGCUGUGUUUAUGCAGUACAAAUAUUUCGAGAAAAACAAAAACUUCCCAAAAAUAAUGCCAAACUGUUACCGUUAUCGGGGUACAUAAAUCGAACAUCAUGAACUGGUGUGGGCCCCGGAACCAGACUGUCGAGGACGAAUCCGCCCGAUCCGGGCCAGCGCGGUCUGCGUGGUGCAGUUGUCAGGAAAUCGUGGUUAAAAAUUCAAUAUGGAAUUUGCAUCCAAUUAAGGAAUACUUUUCUCCCGGUUUUACCAGUCCCCGGGCGCUUUUGGUCUAUCUUCAACCUCAAUUCUUGGUAGGGCGUUGACGGUGAUCUGCCGCUACCGAUUGGGAAGAUGCUUGUUCGUGUGCGACGUACCGACACCAUUCCGGAUCGGAAACGUGCGAAGAUUUGUGGGCCACGAUCGUCCGUUCGGGUCGUGAAGUUUGGCUGCCCAAAAGGAUGACACCACUUCCAGCGGGUGUCCAGGAAAAAACAAUAGAGAAUUAUGCUCGAGGUCAGCGACACGGGCCAGGCGAAGCCAUAACGAAAUAGCGCUUCCGUUCACUGGAUUCUCAUAAAAUGUCUGCAAGAAUAAAAAGGGAAACAUUUUGGCCUUCUUUAGCUAUUUUUUUGUAAGUCCACCUACAAGUUCAGUGCGGCAUUGGAAAAUGGUUUUAAAGGGGAAAAGCAAUAGCUAAGAAACAAAUAAGAAAAGAAAAAGAAAGAAAAAGAAAAAGAAAACAAAACAUAAGAAAAAAGAAAGAAAAGCUCCCCGAAAACCUACCGAAAGAGAAAACAAAAGAGGUGCAAAAAAUAUGAAAGAGAACAAAUGAAGAUUACACACGGAUUCUGCAAACAACAAAAAAAAACAGAAGGUUUUGUGUCUGAUCGUGAAUCGGCUGCAGUGGAGUGCAGUUUCAGUUUCUUUAGCUUCUUCGUCCCUUUUUGUUUCUUUUCCUCCCAAUCUCUUUGUUCUGCUUUGUUCUACUUGGUCACUGUUAUCGUAAAGUGUUUCGGUUUAUUUUUUGUUUUCCUUUUCACCUUUUUUUUUUUUUUUUUUAGCGACGUAUUUUUAGUCGCUUUUGCUUCUGCAAAAAUGCGUUUGUUUUGUUUUUAACCGUUGAUUUGUUACACGUUCGCGUUGUCUUUGCUUUUAACUGUUUCACUUUUCCCUUUUGUUUCAGCUUUCGCCGUUUUAUGUGAACAUCCUUUUUCGCUUCUCAUGAGCAUUCCUUCUAUUUACAUAAUUGUCAAAAAAAAAA